AUGGGGGACGACGACUCGAACCCAGCCAUUCCAGCAUGGCAAAGAGCUCAGAAACAACAGCCAGCACCAAGUCCUUCAGAGGGGUCGGAGAAGGGCCAGUCAGCUGCAGACCAGGGGAUCCGCGAGUAUGAGCCGAAGGAAAUUGAGAUAGCGACUCCGGUAGAGCCAGCAGCGACAGCCGCAGCAGAAGAGAUGUCUACGGAAGAGACAACACCUACGCUACAGCUGCAGCACAUGCAGACGUUCCUCGAGGAUCCUGCUGUCAAGAAUGCACCUAUGGAGAAGAAGCGUGCGUUCUUCGAAAGCAAAGGCAUAUCCAAGGAGCAGAUCGAUCAGGCUCUCAACACUGAACAGAGCCCGCUCAGUGUCAACGACUUCGAGAGCUUCAAGCAAACCCAGGACCCAUCAGCGGUAGCAUCGCCACCCCCUCGACAACAGCAGCAGCAAGCGUCAGGACCGCCCAUCAUCACGUAUCCCGAGUUCCUCGUCGAAGCACACAAGCCACCACCACUCAUCACCCCCGCCCGGAUCGUCAACACCGCCUACAUCGUCAGCGGCGUAGCCGCCAUGCUGUACGGAGCAAGCAAGUACCUCGUCACCCCGAUGUCCGACAGCCUGACCUCCGCCCGCCACGACUUCGCCACCCACAGCCAAAGCAAAAUCGACGAGAUGAACGAGCGCCUCACCAAGCUCGUGAGCAAAGUCCCCGCUCCCAAAGCCGAACAACCCGACGGCACGGCCGAAGACGACGAGAGCGUGACAAGCGACCCCACCGAACUCUACCACCGCGACAUGGGCACGCAGACGUCUCCCCCACCAUCCCGCACCUCCUCGCUCUCGUCUGAGGCAGCGGAGAAGAAAGACCCAACAGACCACGCGAUCAAAGGUCUCGAUAUCCUCCACUCCCACCUCUCCGACGAACUCGCACGCAGCACAACACUAGAAACAGCCAACAAAACCCGCCAAGAAAGCCUCAACAAGCUGCGCAGCUACCUCGACACGCUGAUGUACACCAACACGGCUUACGGGCCGAUGUGGAACUCGAGCGAGAAUUCGUGGAGCGAUGUUGGUGCGGAGGGGAAGAAGGAGGGGAAGGAUAAGGGGAAGAAGAAGGAGGAGGAUGUGGUGGAGGAGUUGAAGAGGGAGAUUCGGGGGGUGAAGGGGGUGCUUUUGAGUGCGAAGAGGUUUCCUGGGGUGGUGGGGAGGGCGGGGGGGGUGUAG
Messenger RNA from Saxophila tyrrhenica, 1221 nucleotides. RefSeq lists its product as uncharacterized. The record is from RefSeq and is a predicted model, not a curated record. Gene Ontology annotation, cellular component: peroxisomal importomer complex; peroxisomal membrane. The coding region runs from base 1 to 1221 and encodes 406 amino acids. Gene Ontology annotation, biological process: protein import into peroxisome matrix, docking. The transcript has a single exon. NCBI's taxonomy places the organism in Eukaryota, Fungi, Ascomycota, Dothideomycetes, Mycosphaerellales, Extremaceae. Gene Ontology annotation, molecular function: signaling receptor binding.